GCUGAGCCUGCGUUUCGGAAGUGUGGAUGUGCGCCUGCGCUGCGCAGGGCCGGGCGGGCGUUUUGAAUUUUGCUCCCGGAGUCGCGUCACACCAUCCCGGGCUGAGACUGCGGUAUUCGCGGCUGGAGACCCAGCGGCGAGUAGCCUUUUGCUGCCCGACCGACUCGAGAGGCUUAAAGGAUGGCCUCUUCAGAUCUGGAACAGUUAUGCUCUCAUGUUAAUGAAAAGAUUGGCAAUAUUAAGAAAACCUUGUCAUUAAGAAACUGUGGCCAGGAACCUACCUUGAAGACAGUAUUAAAUAAAAUAGGAGAUGAGAUCAUUGUAGUAAAUGAACUUCUAAAUAAAUUGGAAUUGGAAAUUCAGUAUCAAGAACAAACCAACAAUUCACUCAAGGAACUCUGUGAAUCUCUUGAAGAAGAUUACAAAGACGUAGAACAUCUUAAAGAAAACAUUCCUUCCCAUUUGCCUCAAGUAACAGUAGCCCAGAGCUGUGUUAAGGGAUCAGAUCUUGAUCCUGAAGAACCAUUCAAAGUUGAGGAACCUGAACCCAUAAAGAAGCCUCCCAAAGAACAAAGAAGUAUUAAGGAAAUGCCAUUUAUAACUUGUGAUGAGUUCAAUGGUGUUCCUUCGUACAUGAAAUCCCGCUUAACCUAUGGUCAAAUUAAUGAUGUUAUUAAAGAAAUCAACAAGGCAGUAAUUAGUAAAUAUAAAAUCCUACAUCAGCCAAAAAAGUCUAUGAAUUCUGUGGCCAGAAAUCUCUAUCACAGAUUUAUUGAUGAAGAAACAAAGGAUACCAAAGGUCGUUAUUUUAUAGUGGAAGCUGACAUAAAGGAGUUCACGACUUUGAAAGUUGACAAGAAGUUUCACGUGUUACUGAAUAUUUUACGACACUGCCGGAGGCUGUCAGAGGUCCGAGGGGGAGGACUUACUCGUUACGUUAUAACCUGAGUCCCUUGUGAACUUUUGAAUGGACCAAUAGGGUAUAGAAGCUAUUUCUAUAAUUUUCUUAUAUAUAAUUUUUUUAACUUUUAGUCUUUUUUGUUUCCUUUUUUUUCUUUGAGACAGGAUCUUGCUUUGUCAUGCAGGCUAGAGUGCAGUGGCGCAAACAUGGCUUACUGCAGCCUCAACCUCCCAGGCUCAAGUGAUCCUCCCACCUCAGCCCCCUGAAUAGCUGGGACUACAAGUGUGCACCACUAUGCCUGUCUAAUGUAUUUUGUGUAGAGAUUGGGUUUCAUCAUGUUGCCUGGGCUGGUCUUGAACUCCUGAGCUCAAACAAUCCACCCUCCUCCGCCUCCCAAAGUGCUGGGGAUACAGGCGUGAGCCACCACACCUGACCUAUUCUUGUUUCUUACAAAAAUAAAACUUUUUUGGAUAAUGCUUAUAUAUUUUCAAGAUUUACCUCCUUUCACCAAAUAUUUAACUACCUGCUGAAUAAGCCUCUGUACUAGGCACAUAAUAGAACUAAAAAAUGCUCAUGUCCAGUUUCUGUGUUGAGUGGACAAUGCUGCAGACCCCAAAAAGAUUGGGUACAGAUUGGCGUGCACCUACUGUAGUCCCAGCUACUCAGGAGAAUUGCUUGAACCCGGGAGGUGGAGGUUGCAGUGAGCCGAAAUCGCGCCACUGCACUCCAGCCUGGGCAACAGAGCAAGACUCCGUCUCA
Messenger RNA from Piliocolobus tephrosceles (Ugandan red Colobus), 1660 nucleotides. It is a transcript of the gene SKA1, whose product is annotated as spindle and kinetochore associated complex subunit 1. Gene Ontology annotation, cellular component: mitotic spindle; outer kinetochore; spindle microtubule. The transcript is spliced from 7 exons. Gene Ontology annotation, molecular function: microtubule binding. Gene Ontology annotation, biological process: regulation of microtubule polymerization or depolymerization; mitotic cell cycle; chromosome segregation. NCBI's taxonomy places the organism in Eukaryota, Metazoa, Chordata, Mammalia, Primates, Cercopithecidae. The record is from RefSeq and is a predicted model, not a curated record. The coding region runs from base 181 to 948 and encodes 255 amino acids.